Molecule: messenger RNA, 468 nt
Organism: Exophiala aquamarina CBS 119918
Lineage: Eukaryota; Fungi; Ascomycota; Eurotiomycetes; Chaetothyriales; Herpotrichiellaceae
Exons: 2
Coding region: 1-468 (155 amino acids)
Biological process (GO): SRP-dependent cotranslational protein targeting to membrane
Cellular component (GO): signal recognition particle, endoplasmic reticulum targeting
Molecular function (GO): endoplasmic reticulum signal sequence receptor activity; 7S RNA binding
Source: RefSeq, a predicted model, not a curated record
AUGUCGCAGCAACAACGAGUCAGCAAUGACGAGUUCUUCACCCGCCUUACCACCCUCCUCGCCGACACACACAGCACGGCCCAUGGCUCGAUAUACCUAACACAGAAACCCGCGGCAGAUCCUCGCAUCGUGGACGCCGCCACUUCAAACGAAAUAGAUGCUGCCAUAGACGGUCAAAUACUGAUCCGAGCGACAAACGGCCUGUCGAAAGAACACCGGGGCCGAGUUAGCAAAUCCAGCCUAAAAUCCAAGGCUGCCCAAGGUGGGAACUCCAAGGGCAGACCGAAAGUCAAGCUCGCUACGACAGUGAACGUAGCGGAUCUCGACGCCUUCUAUGCCCGAUAUGCGGAGGUGUGUAAGAAGGGGAUGGAAGGGUUGAGGAAGCGUGAUAAGAAGAAGGCCAAGGUCAAGGCCAAGGCAAAGAAGAAGGGGAAGGGAGCAGCGGGUGCUGCAAAGACUGCGUCGUGA